Molecule: messenger RNA, 2019 nt
Organism: Kalmanozyma brasiliensis GHG001
Lineage: Eukaryota; Fungi; Basidiomycota; Ustilaginomycetes; Ustilaginales
Product: Elongation factor, GTP-binding domain protein
Exons: 1
Coding region: 1-2019 (672 amino acids)
Biological process (GO): translational elongation
Molecular function (GO): GTP binding; translation elongation factor activity; GTPase activity
Source: RefSeq, a predicted model, not a curated record
AUGUGUACUGCCGCACCUGCUCCCCAGAAGAAGGCGCCUACAAUAGACGUCCUCACCGCCGAUCUUCACGCCACCAACCUCGACGGCUCCUCCGGCCCCGAUUUCCGUGCUGUCUCGUCCAAGCAUCUCAAACAGCUCCUUCUCGAGCCUGUUGACGAGACCGCUGCAGCCUCAAUACCAGGCUCAAUAUCGUCACAGUCGAUCGAGGCUCCCAAAGCGAUAGAUCAAGCUGCCAACCCGUCGGUCAUAGAUGUUGCCGAAAAGGAAGGCGAUUCCGCAUCCGCUCCGUCCGCUCCUCAGGUCCAAGGCCUAGUCAAGUACAUCGCUGACCGGGUCACCUACGAGGGCGGCGAGUUUGUAUUGCGCAUCGGUGCGCCCAGCCCCAACGAGAGCGAUGCCGAAACAGCCACCUUCACCGACGAGGAGCUCUCAAUAGCUAUUGCAAAUGUCGUCAAAGCCUCGAGCUUAUCGGAUGCCGAUGCCAGUGUGCUUCACCAGCAAACCGCCGAGGACGGUCACAGCAGAUCAGCUCAUGUUCUCAUCCGCAGGAUACCUGCUGGUGCCGAAGAGCUGGUCGAGCUGCGCAUCGCGGUCAUCGGCAACGUCGACGCCGGCAAGUCCACCAUGCUCGGUGUCCUCACCAAGGGCGGUCUCGACGAUGGACGAGGCAAGGCGCGUGUCAAUCUUUUCCGUCACAAGCACGAGAUUGAGUCCGGCCGAACCUCGUCCGUGGGAAUGGAGAUCAUGGGCUUCGACUCGAAGGGCAGACCGGUCCACAAUGCCGCCGGACCUGGUCAAGAGCCCGGGCGCAAGAUGUCGUGGGAGGAGGUCUGCGCCAAGUCGAGCAAGGUCAUCUCCUUCAUCGAUCUCGCCGGUCACGAGCGCUACCUCAAGACAACCGUGUUCGGCAUGACCGGCUGUCUGCCAGACUUUGUGAUGCUCAUGGUGGGUGCCAACGCCGGUCUCAUCGGCAUGUCCAAGGAGCAUCUCGGCAUUGCCCUUGCGCUCUCCGUGCCCGUCGUCGUGUGCAUCACCAAGAUCGACAUGACCCCUGCUCACGUCCUGGAGACGACGCUCAAGCAGCUCACCAAGAUCCUCAAAUCGCCCGGCUGCCGCAAGACGCCGGUCUUCAUCAACGACAUGGGUCAGGUCGUCGAAUCGGCGCUUCGACUCGAGACCGAACGCAUCUGUCCCAUCUUCCAGAUUUCCAAUGUCACUGGCCUCAAUCUUGACCUCCUGCGCAGCUUCCUCAACAUUCUCCCCCAAGCCAGCGCUGCCAAGUUCCAGGUGAACCAGCCAUUCGAGUUCCAGAUCAGCGACAUCUUUUCUGUUCCCUUCGUCGGCACUGUCGUCUCUGGUGUUGUGCUCGGUGGCAGCUGCAAAGUGGGCGACGUGUCUCUGUUGGGCCCGGAUAGUCUGGGUCAAUUUGUCACCACCUCGAUCCGCAGCAUUCAACGCAAGCGUGUCAACGUCGACGGCGCCACGGCAGGCCAGAGCGUCUCGUUUGCGCUCAAGAAGAUUCGCCGCAACCAGGUGCGCAAGGGCAUGGUCAUGGUAGCACGCACCGAGGUUGCGCCCAAGAGCUACAUGGAGUUUGACGCCGAGAUUCUUUGCUUGUACCACUCGACGACGCUCUCGGUGGGCAGCUGCAUGGUGCUGCACGCCGCAUCCAUCCGACAGACCGUGCGCAUCGUGGGGAUCGCCAAGCUCGACGGCAAGCCCACGCUCGGCACCGGCGCUGCUGGCGGCGAUGCACACGGCGGCAAGCCGGUGGUGCGUACGGGCGACCGAGCUAAGCUGCGCCUCCAAUUCAUCAGGUACCCCGAGUACGUCAAGCCUGGCAUGAAGCUCAUCACGCGAGAGGGGAAGACCAAGCUCAUCGGUGUCGUGCGAGCCGUGGGCCAGACCGGACCGCUGGGUGGAGCUGCGGCGGCGAUGCCCAAUGCUGGUCCGUCGAACGUGCCGCCUGCUGCGCACAACACAAAUGCGUACCCUGCGCCGGCGCUCGGGGUCAAAUGA